GUAAAACAACGACUGUGAAAACAAGGUAUGUGGUUAUGACAGAAGAGAUACUCAAACAAUACCCUGAACUAGCAAUUGAAGGUCACCCUACUGUAUCUCAACGUUUAGACAUCUGUAACAAAGCAGUAACACAAAUGGCAAUUGAAGCAUCACAAUCAUGUAUCAAGAAAUGGGGAAGAUCAAUUUCAGAAAUAACCCAUUUAGUAUACGUUUCUUCAAGUGAAGCAAGGUUUCCAAGUGGAGAUAUUUACCUAGCAAAAGGACUAGGUUUACGUCCAGACAUACGUAGAACAACUCUAUACUUCAAUGGCUGUUCAGGAGGAGUAGCAGGAAUACGUAUGGCAAAAGAUAUAGCAGAAAACAACCCGGGUAGUCGAGUCCUUCUCGCGACAACAGAAACCACCAUUAUAGGUUUCAGGCCACCAAGAAUUGACAGACCAUAUGAUCUCAUUGGAGUUGCAUUAUUUGGAGAUGGAGCUGGAGCAUUAAUUAUUGGAACAGAUCCAAUUAAGGGUUUAGAAACACCUCUUUUCGAAUUACAUACUGCAAUACAACAAUUUGUACCGAAUACAGAGAAGAUUAUAGAUGGAAGACUUACAGAGGAAGGAAUAAGUUUCAAACUUGAUCGUGAACUUCCGCAGAUUAUUGAAGAUAAUGUUGUGGGUUUUUGUAGUAAGUUGAUGACGAUUGAUGGGUGUGAUCGAUUGAAGAAUAAUGAGAUGUUUUGGGCAGUUCAUCCUGGAGGUCCGGCGAUAUUGAAUCGAAUGGAGAAGAAGUUGGAUUUGUUGCCGGAUAAGUUGAAUGCUAGUAGGAGAGCAUUGGCGGAUUUUGGAAAUGCUAGUAGUAAUACGAUUGUGUAUGUUUUGGAAUACAUACUUGAAGAAGAAGAAAAUAGGUUAAAGAUGAAGGAAGAAGAUGAUGAAGAUGAAGACGAAGAUGGUGGUUCAGAAUGGGGAGUGAUAUUAGCUUUUGGUCCAGGGAUUACGUUUGAAGGAAUACUUGCGAGAAAUCUUACCAUUUGA
Messenger RNA from Impatiens glandulifera, 1022 nucleotides. Its product is annotated as type III polyketide synthase B. The record is from RefSeq and is a predicted model, not a curated record. Gene Ontology annotation, molecular function: acyltransferase activity, transferring groups other than amino-acyl groups. Bases 36 to 1022 code for a protein of 328 amino acids. Lineage: Eukaryota; Viridiplantae; Streptophyta; Magnoliopsida; Ericales; Balsaminaceae. Gene Ontology annotation, biological process: polyketide biosynthetic process. The transcript has a single exon.